AUGAGCGUCAGAUGUUCCUUCGAAGACUGCAAAUGUGCCGUUAUCACGGUCGACAGUGCGAUCAAAGUGCAACUACCGGGACAAGCCGCGGAGACGUUCCAAUUGAUGCGAGGCGCCACCGCGACCAGCGAACAAAACGAAUUUCUGCUGGUCAAAGACGUCUGGGAUUUCGACAACGUGGGAGUCUCCAAGCAGAUCCCGCCGGGACUGCUGGUCGAUUCCGACCGCGCGAUCAGUUUCGUGUGGGAAAACAAGCCUUGGACCAUCGAAAAGUGUCUGAAAUACCUGAUCUGUGCCGAAUGCGACAAGGGCCCCAUCGGCAUGGUAUGCCAGGUGAAAAACGACCAUGAAUCGACCACCUUGUACCUGCUAAGUCUGUCAUCUUUGACAGUUUAA
Messenger RNA from Torulaspora globosa, 396 nucleotides. It is a transcript of the gene DSS4, whose product is annotated as guanine nucleotide exchange factor DSS4. Gene Ontology annotation, biological process: post-Golgi vesicle-mediated transport; small GTPase-mediated signal transduction. The record is from RefSeq and is a predicted model, not a curated record. Gene Ontology annotation, cellular component: cytosol; membrane. Lineage: Eukaryota; Fungi; Ascomycota; Saccharomycetes; Saccharomycetales; Saccharomycetaceae. Gene Ontology annotation, molecular function: zinc ion binding; guanyl-nucleotide exchange factor activity. Bases 1 to 396 code for a protein of 131 amino acids. The transcript has a single exon.